Molecule: messenger RNA, 1425 nt
Organism: Arachis duranensis
Lineage: Eukaryota; Viridiplantae; Streptophyta; Magnoliopsida; Fabales; Fabaceae
Exons: 7
Coding region: 1-1425 (474 amino acids)
Source: RefSeq, a predicted model, not a curated record
AUGAAUAAUCAAAUGCCAAGGAAACCUCGGUACACCAUUAGUAAUGCAGCCAGAACUGUAGCUGGCCCUAAUAGUCAAACCCACGCUACUCCGCGACAUGCAAGAGCCCCUCCACCUCCGCGUUCCGGCAACGGUGCUCAACAAUCCCGUGUUAACACUAUACUAUUUCGACCACCUCGCAAUGAAACACGGCUGGCUUUGUCAAGUGACAUUGGGGACACUCGAGCUCCUACAACAAAUAGAAAGCAUCCACCAGAUUCACAUGAAGGUGUAGAUGACCAUUCAGAAGAUGAAGACUACAACCCAGAGGCGGAUGAGAUCGAGUCAUUUGAUGACCAUCUAGACAACAUAUUUUCCGCACAUGAAGUUGAACGUCAAGAAAAUGGUGUGAUCUCUUCUAUGAAGCUGACUGUUAAGGAGGCAUUAGCACUUCCUCCUGGAAAGAAGAUCGUUCUACACCAUAACAGAGAGUUGCAACAAGUUGGUCAGGUAGCGGGCUUAUUGAGCGGGUUCUUGGGGACAUUGGGGUCUGAUUUUCAACAAUUACCAAUUUGUGCAAAGAGUUGGAAGACAAUGAGCAAGGCUUCCAAGGAGCAUGCAUAUGACCAGGUUAAGCGAGUCUUCCACUAUGAGGACGAUAAAAGAGGGUGGAUAAAGCAGGGAAUUGUACAAAAAAUAGGAAGUUGCUGGAGGAAUUCAAGAAAUCAUUUGUUCCAUAAGGUUUAUGACGAAGAACUAACUUUUGAGCAAAAUAUCAAGCGUAAGCCACCAGGAAUAGAGGCAAAUCACUGGAAAAAGUUUCUUCAAUAUCGGUUGGAUGAGGACACGAAGGAACAACGACAAGGAAGGCCUAUUGGGAGAGGAGAGGGAUGGACCAUGAGUCAAAAAAAGAAUGGAAAGUAUAUGAAUGAAGAAGCGCGUUUGGUUGGGGAAGCAAUUGAACUUAUUGAAAGCCAAGACUCCUGUAGCAAGGAAUUUUCACAGAAUGAUUCCCUUGCACAAGUGCUUGGAAAGGAGCACCCAGGAAGAGUUCGUGGACUCGGUAUUGGUACAUGUCCGAGUCGGUGUUUUUGUAACAUUCCAGAGCAGUCGGACUAUGGUGUACAGAUUGAGGAGUAUCAGAUGGAGAUUGUGAAACUUAAGGCGGAGGCAGCAGAACUCAAGGCGACAGCAGUAGAGGAAAAGGCAAAGAGACAGGGAAUGGAGACAGAGGCAGCUGAAGGGAAGCGGUUGACAACCGUUGCAAUUUCCCUUAAAUCAUAUUUUCACGAUUUAGUAGCGGAUGAAACCGCUGCAAAAUACCAUUUAGCAGCGGUUGUACCAACGGUACUAAUAACCGCUGCUAAGGGUUUAGCCGCACACUAUCUUUUAGCGAAUUUAUCAACCACUGCUAUCUAUUUGGCAGCAGUUAAAAACCGCUACUAA